ACUGUAUCCAUGUACAUAAAUAACUGUAAAUGUGUAUAUAUAUUUAAACAUGUACACUAUUACGAUGAGCUGAAUUUGGGAUUGCCAACGCUGCUUUCUAAGUGAAGGCGAAAGGAACAUAUUAUUUUGAAGAAAUCAAGUGCAUCUCAGGCUCCAGUUUAAACUAUUGGAAUAUACAGAUCAUCGCUACACAAGGAGAAGACGAAUGUCCUAUGUGUAAAUAAAAAAUUAAUUAUCUCGCAAAAAAAGGACAUCUGCGCGUUUGUUAUUGAAUUUCAAAGUCGAUGUUGACAUACGAGUAUAUGCCUGCCCGCAACAGUGCCUAAGAGAGCCAAAGCUGAGCGAAAAUUUCGGGAGAAAAAUCACUAAAUAUAAUUUGAAGCACUUACAAUUGUUACAAAUAUAUGUAUGCAUAAAACCACAAGUGCUUAAGAAGCCAACUGCAUUGGGACUAGUUCGUGUAUAUGUGGUUUUGGAGUAGUUACCAAAAAAUAUGAUGAUAUGAAUAUUCUCAGUUUUCUUCAGAAAUGUAUAUGUCUAAUGUAUUUAAAUGGAAUAAAAAUUUUAUAGCUUCUCUGAAUAACUUAAUGGCGGUUAAAGUUUUAUAAGGCGCAAUUAUUUAUAUACCAAAGAUAUAUUACACAUAAUAAAAUAUAUAGGACCGGAAAUAAGGACACUGCGACUCGAAAUUAAAUGGUUUUUAUAAUUAAUUUUUGAUUUUCGAAAAUCUCGGGUUGGUAUUGGAAAAUACGACUCGUAGCACGGCAAAUCUGAGCGUCCGAUGUCGUCGUGUUUGAAAUUUUGUUAUUUCGAUUUAGUUUGUGUCCACUUGACAACUGGUGCCUAACUAACACAAUGGUCGAAAAAUGUUACUACGGUUAAGAAAAAAAAAAACAACAUCUUCAAGGAAAACAAAAAUAAGUUCACUAUCAUUCUUAUGCUUCCAAGCCUGGUUCAUAUCUGCUGCUCAUUCCAUUUUUAUCUUUCAGUUCCAAAAAUAUCACAACUCGCGCUGAGAUGUGGACAAAAGUUUAUAUAAGCGACUGCCGAAAUUUAAAACAGCUCAGUUAACAGUUCAGCAGCAACCAUCUGUGGCGUGAAAUGCAUUAAGGAAUUGAAUUGAAUUGAAAAAGAAGAAUUCACGUAAAAAACUCAAUACCAGCUACUGAGCGUUGACAACAACAACUGCACAGCUUCACAAUGUCAAUGACCGGCGCGCUGCUGUCGCUCAUUGCCAUACUUGGGGCAUUAUUGUUUCUUUUCUUACAACGCCGGUUCAAUUGCUGGCGGAGACUCGGCAUCGCGCACGACAAACCCAGCUGGCUGUUGGGCAAUUUGACGGAAGUACAUCGCACAUUAAGCUUCGGUGACAUCAGUCGUAACAUCUAUUUGAAGUACAAAGGCACUGGACCAUUUUGUGGCUUCUUUUUCUUCCUGCGUCCCGCGGUGGUGCUAUUGGAUAUUGGCUUAAUUAAAAAUGUGCUCAUUAAAGAUUUUACGAACUUUGCCGAUCGUGGGAUGUUCAAUAACGAGCGCGAUGAUCCGUUGACGGGACAUCUCUUCCUUUUGGAUGGACACAAAUGGCGCAGUUUGCGGGGCAAGCUCACAACCACCUUUUCGUCGGGUAAAAUGAAAUUCAUGUUUCCCACCAUCGUCGAGGUAACGCACAACUUGGUUGCGGUGUUGGGUAAGCAACUGCGCGAGGACAAUAUCGUCGAGUUGAAGGAGAUUUUGGCACGUUAUACUACCGACAUUAUAGGAAAAGUCGCCUUUGGCAUCGUGUGCAACUCACUGCGCAAUCCGGAGGCUGAAUUUCGCAUAAUGGGACGACGUGCGUUCAGUGAAGAGCGCCAUGGACCUGUGGUGAGUGGUUUUUUGCACAGUUUCCCCAGCUUGGCACGUCGUCUGCAUAUGCGUCAGAUACAUGAUGACGUGACGGAGUUCUUUAUGCGAAUCGUACGUGAGACCGUCGAAUAUCGCGAGCAGAAUAACAUCAAGUGUAAUGAUUUUAUGAGCAUCCUGAUCGAUUUGAGAAAUGAUAAGAAACUGCGCGAUGAGUUUGGCGAGGAGAAAUGUCUCACUAUUGAGGAGAUGGCAGCGCAGACGUUCGUAUUUUUCAUAGCUGGAUUUGAGACCUCUUCAACGACAAUGUCGUUUGCGUUGUACGAGUUGGCGUUACAGCCGCAGUUGCAGGCACGCUUGCGGCGUGAGGUGGUGGAAACAUUUGCCAAAUAUAAUAACGAAUUCCCUUAUGAGUGCCUGCAGGAGAUGCAGUACAUGGACCAAGUGGUGGCUGAGACUCAACGCAAGUAUACCGUUGUGCCGCAUCUUAAUCGUCAGGCAUUGAAUGACUACACAGUACCCGGCCAUCCGAAUUACGUAAUCAAGAAGGGCAUGGCGAUCAUCGUGCCUUCUGCUGGCAUACAUUAUGAUCCAGACAUUUAUCCGAACCCUGAACGUUGGGAUCCAGAACGAUUUACGCCGGCGAAGCGCGCACAACGUGAGACCGUUGAGUGGUUACCGUUUGGCGAGGGGCCGCGUAGCUGCAUUGGCCAACGAUUUGGUCGCAUGCAGAUACGCAUCGGCUUGGCACAUCUGUUGCGUAAAUAUCGUUUCAGCGUUUGUGAUAAAACUGAAAUACCGCUAAAAAUUAAUAUAAAAUCAUUCUUGCUGAACACCCUUAACGGUAUCUAUUUGAAGGUAGAGGAUUUGGACAAUUGAUUUGUAUAAAAAAUUUGUACA
This is a messenger RNA of Ceratitis capitata (Mediterranean fruit fly), 2742 nucleotides long. RefSeq names its product cytochrome P450 6a9. NCBI's taxonomy places the organism in Eukaryota, Metazoa, Arthropoda, Insecta, Diptera, Tephritidae. Gene Ontology annotation, molecular function: iron ion binding; oxidoreductase activity, acting on paired donors, with incorporation or reduction of molecular oxygen; monooxygenase activity. The transcript has 3 exons. The coding region runs from base 1201 to 2721 and encodes 506 amino acids. The record is from RefSeq and is a predicted model, not a curated record.